Erigeron canadensis is the source of this 2356-nucleotide messenger RNA. RefSeq names its product wall-associated receptor kinase 2-like. Gene Ontology annotation, biological process: cell surface receptor signaling pathway; protein phosphorylation. The record is from RefSeq and is a predicted model, not a curated record. The coding region runs from base 17 to 2167 and encodes 716 amino acids. Gene Ontology annotation, cellular component: plasma membrane. Lineage: Eukaryota; Viridiplantae; Streptophyta; Magnoliopsida; Asterales; Asteraceae. The transcript has 4 exons. Gene Ontology annotation, molecular function: polysaccharide binding; calcium ion binding; protein serine/threonine kinase activity.
UAACAGGUUGCAGAAAAUGCUUGUACUAGUAGGGGUAAUAAUUGGGGUGUAUCUAUUCUCCCCGCCGACGGUGGCGGUGGCCUCCAUCACAACAUCACUUCCAGGGUGCCCAAGUAAAUGUGGCAACCUCACCGUUCCAUAUCCAUUUGGAAUCGGAUCCAAUUCGGGUUGCUCAAUCGGUCCCUGGUUUGACAUUAUAUGCAACACAUCCUUUAAUCCGCCAAAAGCAUUGUUGCCACCCGACCUAUUUUCUUACUCUGGAGGAUUACAUUCUGUAGAGGUUGUAGAUAUCUCGGAUGAACACGUGAGAAUCAAAAACAGCAUCUCAUCCAAUUGCUACAACCAAACAGGUGGGCUCGUCCAAGACGUCCGCUCCGGCCUUACGGUGUAUGACUCCUACUUUACGUUGUCGUCGGAAAAGAACAAAUUAUUUGGGAUUGGGUGUGACGACUACUUCUUCUUCCAUCCGGUUCAGGGGAUAGAAGGAAAGGAUUUCACAAGUGGCUGCGUGUCUCUAUGCAAAGACGUUAAAGAUGUUAUUUCCAGUACGGCUGCUCCUCCAUGUUCAGGCACGGGAUGUUGCGCAACAAGCUUGCCCACGGGUUUAAAAACUUACAUAGCCAGCCAGUUCACGCUAGAUUCUCACACCAAAGUCUGGUCUUUCAAUAAAUGCGGCUACACUUUCAUUGGAGAGGAAAAUGCUUUCGACUUCCGGGGUGCGUCUGAUCUAGCAGAUCCCGACUUUGUCAACCGGAUCGCCAGCACUGUUCCCGUGGUGCUUGAUUGGGUGAUUGGAAGUACAAGCAGCUGUGACGACUACAAGAACACAAGUGACUAUUAUUGUCAAGAUAAUAGUAUUUGUGUGGAUUUUAAGGGGGGCGGCUAUAGAUGCUCUUGCAACAAGGGUUAUCAAGGCAAUCCUUACCUUUCUCCUGGCUGCUAUGAUAUCAACGAGUGUGCUGCGGACUCUAAUAAUCCAUGUGACGGUACUUGUACUAAUCUGCCUGGAAGCUUCAAUUGUUCUUGUCCUUAUGGAUAUCAAGGAGACGGGAGAAAGGAUGGGAGCGGUUGCACGACAAGCAAUAAUUCAAAAUCCCCGGCCCUCAAGUUGUCUCUUGGAUUGGGAUUUGGGUUCUUGUCUAUUCUUAUCGGAAUGGGAUGGUUGUAUUUCAUUCGCCAUAAAAGAAAGGUUAUCAAGCUUAGGGAGAAGUACUUUCUGAAAAACGGCGGCAUGCUGCUGAAACAACAAAUUGAUUCUAAUGAUGGUGGCGACGGUGUCAUGAUCAACCACUCAACAAAGAUUUUCACUACAGAAGAGCUAGAAAAAGCUACCAAAAACUUUUCCGAUGAAAGGGUCCUUGGUCGUGGUGGCUAUGGGACGGUAUAUAAAGGGAUCUUACCAGAUGGAAGUAUUGUCGCCAUAAAGAAAUCACGAGUUAUGGAUGAUAGCCAGAUCGAGCAGUUUAUCAAUGAGGUGGUUAUCCUUUCUCAAAUUAAUCAUCGUAAUGUUGUAAAACUUCUAGGUUGUUGUUUGGAAAGCGAGGUACCCUUACUAGUCUACGAAUGUGUUUCCAACGGAACCCUCUUUCAUCAUAUCCAUGAUGAAAACGGUGCAUGGUUAUCUUUGGAGAACCGUUUACGAAUAGCGGUCGAGUCUGCCGGAGCACUUGCGUACCUUCACUCGGCUGCUUCAAAGCCGAUCAUUCACCGAGAUGUGAAGUCCGCCAACAUAUUAUUAGACGAGAAUAUGGUAACCAAAGUUUCUGAUUUCGGGGCUUCAAGAUUGAUACCGUUGGACCAAACACAAGUGACUACAUUGGUCCAGGGGACAUUAGGAUAUCUAGAUCCUGAGUACUUCCACACGAGUCAAUUAACGGACAAGAGUGAUGUUUAUAGCUUUGGUGUUGUGCUCCUAGAGCUCCUAACAGGUAAGAAGCCUCUUUGCAUGGAGCGGAGUCAAGCAGAAAGAAACUUAGCAACCUAUUUUCUUGUUUCCUUGAGAAAAAAUAAGUUAUUUCAAAUACUUGACCCUAGAGUGGUUAGAGAAGGUUCAGUUGAGCAACUCCAAGCAAUUGCAUCUCUUGUGAGCCGAUGCCUUAACAUGAAUGGCUAUGACAGGCCCACAAUGAAGGAAGUUGCAAUGCAACUAGACGCUUUGUCGCUUUGAUCGAGUGAUUGACCAUCGACCGAGGGUGAAUAUAUAUAUAUAUAUAGUGAUAAACUUUUGAACAUUAGCAAUUAAGAUUAUUAAAGAUAUUUAAUACAAAACAUAGAAUGUAUAGUGAUAAACUUUUGAACAUUAGCAAUUAAGAUUAUUAAAGAUAUCUAAUACAAAUCUGUUGAUCAAGAAAGAAAA